This is a messenger RNA of Oryzias latipes (Japanese medaka), 4474 nucleotides long. It is a transcript of the gene tdrd12, whose product is annotated as tudor domain containing 12. The record is from RefSeq and is a predicted model, not a curated record. Gene Ontology annotation, molecular function: metal ion binding; ATP binding; nucleic acid binding. Lineage: Eukaryota; Metazoa; Chordata; Actinopteri; Beloniformes; Adrianichthyidae. Gene Ontology annotation, biological process: germ-line stem cell division.
GUUGGGGCCAUUGACAGUGCAGUCAAUGGUCAGCAGUGCCGACCCCGCCCAGCAGGAGGCGCCCGUCCUCACAGCGAACUGCUGCCGUCUUUCACUUCGACUCCGUCAGCCAUUCUGUGGUUCGUGUUCCGUUCAAGUUAGAGCGGCAGAGUGGAUUGACUGACAUGCCAAAAAUUUUCAUCCAAAAGAUUGAGAGUCCUUCCUGCCUCUGGUGUCGAGUGAUUCAAGAUCCUGGUAUCGACGCAGAGACGGCAGAACUUUAUUCCAAGCUCCAGGCUCAAAUGAACCUAUUCUACAAUGACCUGACAAAGGACCGGUCAAGACUGAGCCCCACUUCGUUUGAGGAAGAGGAGGUGUAUGUUGUGUACUGGGAGGAGAGCAAGUCUUGGUGUCGUGCUGUGGUGAAGUCCAUCACGGUGGAUUCAGUGACCUUUCUAGCCUGCUGCUUCCUGGUCGACUAUGGAGAAAGAAUUGUGGUUUCUUCAGACAAGAUCCGGCUGAUAGUUCCUGACUUUCUGCAGCUGCCCUUCUGGGCGCAGAAGUUCCACCUGUCUGGAAUCAAACCAACAACACUGCGAGUCCCUUUUCUGGAAGAGAAGGCAGAGCUCAUUCCUUCCAAUCAGUGGGACAUCUCUGCCACAGUCUACCUUCACAGUCUCCUCAAAGCUUCCGUCCUCGUGGAGGCUGUACUGUUGGAAAGUGAGUCAGACUCAACAGCAAUAGAGCUCUAUCUGUCCACUGGGGACUUCAAGAUCUGUGUCAAUGAUGAGUUGGUGUCCAAGAAGUUUGCAUAUUACAGUGAAGAGUCUGGAAGAGGUGGUCUGGAUGCAUGGGGCAGAAUUCCUAUCAAAUUCUGCUCUGUCUUAACCCAGAUUGACUCAGCAUCUCUCAACAAGCUGGAGGCUGUUAAACCUCCACCGAUGUCCGUAAAACCACAGCAGCCUUUGGAAGUGGAAGCAGAGGGUCUGGAGACAGCUUUCCCACAGGAGGAGCUGCAUAAAGAUGGCAGUAACUUGGAAGGCCUGAAGAGGGAGCUGUCAUCAAACAGCAAAUCCAGGAGCAGCACAGAAGCUUGUUCUGCAGAGAGUGGUUCAUCGGAGGAAGCAGACUCUUGUUUGUCUGCGUCUUUGGGUAGAAGCCUGGAUCUUUUUAGGUUCCUGAAGCAUCUAAAUCAUGACAACAAAACACAGCAUGCUCUUACCGGGGUGGGUCUUGAUGAAGAAUUAAACAUGUGUCGACCCAUCCAGAAGAAAAACUGCUCAUCUUUGCGGACAGAACUGAAACCCAGUCUGCAGGAUGGAGCUGAAACUGUUUGCAGCACUGAAGGUGAAAAUCCAGCAGAAGAGGAGGAAGAGGGUAAACCAGUAGAGUCUGGACGGCCAGAAGCAAGAAGGACCUUUUGCGGUCGAAAAGACUUGGCGAGCACCCGCUUUUUGGAGUGGCUCAACCCCGGACCCUUUAAUCCAGAUCGAGAAGAUUCAGACGAAGUGGCCCCCCGCUGUGAUCCGUGCCUGAGUGGGGUUCUGGUGCACUCAUUCCUCCCCGUAGAAGGGUGCAGUAGUCUGGAAGAUGCCCCCAUCAAUGAUUCUCUCCGUCGGGUGCUGCUAAAGAAACGCUACUGCAGCCUGUCGGCAGCUGACUGCUACAGCUGGCCUGCUGUGGCCCAGGGGAAUAGCACUGUGAUCAUCUCCCAUAGCUCUGACCAGCCACUCAGUUUCCUCGCCCCCCUCCUAAGCCACGUCCUGCAGAACUCUUUGUACACCGCCCGCAUGUCAAGCUCAGGGCCCAUGGGACUGCUGCUCUGUCCCGGCUGGGAGAGGGUCCAGAUGGUGUUCAGUAUGCUGGAAGAGACAAGGGUUUCUGAAAGCCUUCGUCCGGCUACCGCCCUGCUGGGGGUGGGCAAAGAUGAAGCCAAAAAUUUUAAACUUCCCAAAAACUGCCGUAUGUUGGUGACCACGCCGUUCACAGCAGUACGUCUGCUGUCCUGCCACUGCCGCCUCUUCCAGCGGCUAUACCACUUGGUGCUUGACGAGGCCGAUCAGCUCUUCGCUCGUGCUCCUGAUCAGAUGACAACCAUCUUGCAGCACUUCCACAAAGUGACUACCGGUGAGGAGAAAGCCCUUUUUCCCCAGCAGCUGGUUUGCGUGGCUAAAAGGUGGAGCCCCCACAUGGAGGCUAUGGUGGCUGCUUACAUGCCGUACCCCAGCAUCGUCAUAACCAUCCCUGAAGAAGCUGGUCUCUAUGGAAACGUUCAACAGCUCAUCCUCAUGACUGUGGAGAGCAUGAAGAUCCAAGCGCUGUUGGGGGUUUUGGACUUCAGCCCCCUCAGCUGCCAGAAGACUUUGAUCAUAGCAAACUCUGCUCAGGAUGUAGAAUACAUUUAUGAGGCUGUGAGCAGCAAGUCUGCAUUCUGUCUGAAGACCCACGAGGACCUAACUCACCAGUUCACCUCCGUGGCUCAGCAGUGGAGCAAAGUUACGGGACCUGGUUCUCCCCUCAUUCUAGUGACCACUGAUGAGUGCCUGAAGUGUCUUGGUAUCACAGACGCAACAUGUGUCAUUCAUUAUGAAUUUCCCACGGCACCCAAAGGGUUUGGGAGAAGACUCUUCUGCAUGUUCAAAAAUUUCAGGAACCUUUCUCAACAAACGCAGAGCUCCUCCUGUGCUGCGCGCUCAGUGCUGCUGAUCUCAGAGAAGAACUCUCGCCACAUCAUCGGUGUUAUGCGAUACCUCAGACGGACCGAUGCCCUGCUUCCCCCAGAGCUGCUGGCCUUUGAACGGGGAGUCCUGAAGGCCCGGGAUGAGCAGAAAACCAGCCGUCCUCUCUGUAGCUACCUAAAGAGCUUUGGAGUGUGCAGAGACAGCAGUGUGUGUCCUGAUCGGCACACAUUCUCACCCCAGCUGGAUCGCUCUGCACUCCCUGCUGCUGGAAUCAUAGAAGUUCUUCCUCUCUUCAUAAAGUCUGCAUCAGUGUUCGGAGGCCGUUUAAUCAGGAAGGAGGACAGAGAGUUUGAUGAAAUGGUUUCUGGCAUGGCUUCUUAUUAUAGUGACAAGAAACCAGAAGCCAGAGAGCUGCAGGAAGGAGGUUUAUAUGCUGUUCAGGAGGAUGACACCUUCCACAGGGUGAAGAUCCUCUCUUUACCCAAAAAUGGCAAGAGUCAGUUCUUCUGCGUCUAUGUCCGGUUCAUCGAUGUAGGCAGAGAAAAGGAAGUCAAGUCCUACCAGAUGUUAAAGCUGCCGGAGUCCUUUCAUUCUCUGCCCGAACAGGCCGUGGAGAUCAUCGUGUGCGGCGUGAAGCCCGCGGAUGCGGAGACAGACUGGCACCCAAAGGUCAUCAGAACCAUCAGUCAGAAGAUCCGGGGUCUGCAGCAUCGGGCCAGAGCAGUUCUGAGUGUGGGGAACACUGUUUUUGUUGAUCCAAUGGUCCGUGUUACCCAGGUGCCAGGCAUGAAAACUCUCAUCAAUGAGUACAACAUCCAGUCUGAGAUCCUGAAAACGGGAAUGGGGAUCAGAAAUCCAGAUCAUCUGGUCCUUCUGAAGGCAUUAUGCCAAAACGAAAAGGCUUGCAGUCACACAGAAGAAGUUCCCCCAUCAGGGCUUGGGGAUAUGCUGCCAUGUUGGAAUGUCAAAACCACAGCAGAGAACGGAGAAUUAAGGGAACCAAGUAACUCUGUGGAGUCAGCAAACGAGUCCUUAGUCCAGAUUCCCGCAGCUCCUGAUGUACCUCUGGUCUCAGCUCAUGGUGACAAGUCACUGUUUGACAGAUCCAGCUUUUCUGCUGAGCACAUAGAAAGAUUGGUGUCUGCAAGCAUCAGUAAUGGACGAGAAAACAGUCCUGCAGGCAACCCACUCCUUUGUGAAAACGGUGAAGGUGAGGAUGGAAGCUCCACUUACCAGGUUGUUGACAGCGGCCUGACAGACUGUAAAAGCUCUGCAAAGAGCUUCCACCCACAGGUAUGUUGGUACCAGACAUCCCAGUGUGUGAUGGUAACCGUGAGACUGAUGAAUCCAGAGAAUCAGUGCUGCGAUUUCUUUCCUGACAGAGUGACCUACAGUGGCACGGUGGACGGCCGGAUCUUCAGAACCUGCCUGGAGCUGCAGCACAGAAUUGCAGUUGACAGGUGCUCAUGGGAAAUGAAGUCCCAUCAGCCGGUUCUCAAGCUGGUGAAGGAGGAGCAGGGACACUGGGACAGACUGGUCAGGGUGAAGAACAUUUUUGUGACCUACGACACGGAGCACCUUGACGAUGAAGAGGAUGAGGCGUCAGACGGACAGCGGUUCAGAGCAAACACAGGACAGGAGGACGUCUACGUGAACUCUGAGAGCGGCAGUGAGAGCGACUGAGGCCGCUCCACUUCACUCUGCUUUCUGUGCUCGCCUGCUCACUAUGACGUUUGAAGUUAACGUUGAGGAUGUCCAAACCUCUGUUAAAGGUUUAGUUUCUGUGAAUUAAAAGAGGACGCUUUGGUUCACUU